Chrysochloris asiatica (Cape golden mole) is the source of this 3162-nucleotide messenger RNA. It is a transcript of the gene SORCS2, whose product is annotated as sortilin-related VPS10 domain containing receptor 2. The transcript is spliced from 27 exons. The record is from RefSeq and is a predicted model, not a curated record. NCBI's taxonomy places the organism in Eukaryota, Metazoa, Chordata, Mammalia, Afrosoricida, Chrysochloridae. Gene Ontology annotation, molecular function: protein binding. The annotation marks the transcript as partial. Gene Ontology annotation, cellular component: membrane.
GGUCCGGGUCCCACUCCCGGCCGGGGGCGCCGUGCGCGGGCGGCGCCGGGAGCCGGGGCGGCUUCGCGGGCGCAGGUCUCGCUCAUCAGCACGUCGUUCGUGCUCAAGGGGGACGCGACGCACAACCAGGCGAUGGUGCACUGGACCGGCGAGAACAGCAGUGUCAUCUUGAUCCUGACCAAGUACUACCACGCAGACAUGGGGAAGGUUCUGGAGAGUUCUCUCUGGCGGUCAUCAGAUUUUGGGACGACCUACACGAAGCUCACGCUGCAGCCUGGUGUCACCACCGUCAUCGACAACUUCUACAUCUGCCCGACCAACAAGCGGAAGAUCAUCCUGGUGAGCUCUUCGCUCAGUGACCGCGACCAGAGUCUCUUCCUCAGCACCGACGAAGGGGCCACCUUCCAGAAGCAGCUCAUUUCCUUCUUUGUGGAGACACUCACUUUCCACCCCAAGGAGGAGGACAAGGUGCUUGCCUACACCAAGGAGAACAAGCUCUAUGUGUCAUCUGACCUGGGGAAGAAGUGGACGCUGCUCCAUGAGCAAGUGACCAAGGACCACGUGUUCUGGGCGGUGGCUGGAGUGGACAGAGAUGCUGACCUGAUCCACAUGGAAGCCCAAGAUCCUGGUGGAGGUUUCCGCUACAUCACUUGCCAGAUCCACAACUGCUCCGAGAAGACGCCAGUCACACCGUUCACGGGCACCAUUGACCAGGGCUCCCUGACCGUGCAAGACGACUAUGGCUUCUUCAAGGUGACCGCAGGUAACCGGAGCAAGUACUACGUCUCCUAUCGUCGAAAUGCGUUUGUCCUGAUGAAGCUCCCCAAGUAUGCACUGCCCAAGGACCUGCAGGUCAUCAGCACGGACGAGAACCAGGUGUUCGUGGCGGUUCAGGAGUGGCAUCAGGUGGACACGUACAACCUGUAUCUGUCAGACCCGCGUGGUGACCGCUACUCACUGGUGUUGGAGCACGUGCGCAGUUCCCGGCAGGCUGAGGAGAGCGUGCUGGUCGACAUCCUCGAGGUCCGGGGGGUGAAAGGCGUCUUCCUGGCGAACCAAAAACUCGACGGGAAGGUGAUGACACUAAUUACAUACAACAAGGGCCGAGACUGGGGCCACCUGAGGCCACCCAGCAUGGACAUGAAUGGGAAGCCCACCAACUGCAAGCCGCCGGAUUGCUACCUCCACCUGCACCUGCGAUGGGCAGACAAUCCCUAUGUGUCAGGCACUGUACACACCAAGGACACCGCCCCGGGCCUCAUCAUGGGUGCAGGUAACCUGGGCUCACAGUUGGUGGAGUAUAAAGAAGAAAUGUACAUCACUUCGGACUGCGGGCGCACCUGGCGGCAGGUGUUUGAGGAAGAACACCAUGUUUUGUACCUGGACCAUGGUGGGGUCAUUGUGGCUGUCAAGGACACCUCCAUUCCUCUGAAGGUCCUCAAGUUCAGUGUGGACGAGGGCAUCACAUGGAGCACCCACAACUUCACCAGCACCUCGGUGUUCGUGGACGGGCUGCUGAGUGAGCCAGGAGACGAGACACUCGUCAUGACGGUCUUUGGCCACAUCAGUUUCCGCUCUGACUGGGAACUGGUCAAGGUGGACUUCCGGCCCUCAUUUCCCCGGCCAUGCAUCGAGGACGACUAUGAUUCCUGGGAACUCUCCGACCUGCAGGGUGACCGCUGCAUCAUGGGCCAGCAGAGAAGUUUCCGGAAGAGAAAGCCCACAUCCUGGUGCAUCAAGGGGAGGAGUUUCACGUCGGCACUUAGAUCCCACACCUGCGAGUGUAGGGACUCCGACUUCCUCUGUGACUACGGGUUUGAGCGUGCCCUGUCCUCGGAGCCCGAUGCCAGCAAGUGCUUGGCCAACUUCUGGUUUGAUCCUGCGUCCCCUCCAGACGACUGUGCUGUGGGCCAGACCUACAUCAGCAGCCCCGGGUACCGCAAGGUGGCGUCCAAUGUGUGCAAAGGCGGCGUGGACCUGCAGCGGGGGGCAGGGUCGCUCCAGUGCCCUCUCAUGCCGCCCCGGGGCCUGCGGGUCAGCAUCCAAGGAGAGGCAGUGGCUGUGCGGCCGGGAGAGGAUGUCCUGUUUGUGGUGCGGCAGGAGCAGGGUGAUGUCCUGACCACUAAGUACCAGGUGGACCUUGGAGACGGCUUCAAGGUCAUGUACGUGAACCUCACGCUGACCGGGGAGCCUGUCCGGCACCGCUAUGCGAGCCCUGGUGUCUACCGCGUGUCUGUCCGUGCAGAGAACAUGGCGGGGCAAGAUGAGGCGGUGCUCUUUGUCCAGGUUAACUCCCCCCUGCAGGCCCUGUACCUGGAAGUGGUCCCUGUCAUUGGCAUCAACCAGGAAGUGAACCUCACAGCAGUGUUGCUGCCCCUGAACCCCAACCUCACUGUCUUCUACUGGUGGAUCGGUCACAGCCUGCAGCCUUUGCUGUCCCUGGAGAACUCGGUGAGCACGCGGUUUGCGGAUGCAGGGGACGUGCGGGUGACCGUGCAGGCGACCUGUGGGAGCUCGGUGCUGCAGGACUCCAAGGUCAUCCGAGUGCUGGAUCAGUUUCAGAUUGUGCCUCUGCAGUUUUCCAAGGACUUGGAUGCUUACAACCCCAAUGUUCCUGAAUGGAGGGCAGACGUCGGCCUAGGGGUCACCCGACUCCUCUCUAAGGAGACCAGUGUCCCCGAGGAGCUGCUGGUGACCGUGGUGAAGCCAGGGCUGCCCACUGUGGCUGACCUGUAUGUGCUCCUGCCCCCUCCCCGGCCCACCAAGAAGAGGAGUCUAGGAAAUGACAAGAGGACCCUGGCCAUCCAGCAGGUGCUGAAAGAACGGAGGGUCAGCUUCUUCCUGCGCGGUGGGGUCCGCAUCCUGGUGGCCCUUCGGGACGUGGACAAAGGCUCCCAGCGGCUGGGCGGUGGCGGCGGCUAUUGGGCAGUGGUGGUCCUCUUUGUCGUGGGACUGUUCGCCGUGGGAGCAUUCAUCCUCUACAAGUUCAAAAGGAAACGGCCUGGCCGGACGGUGUAUGCACAGAUGCACAAUGAGAAAGAACAGGAGAUGACAAGCCCCGUGAGCCACAGCGAGGACACACAGAGCACCAUCCAGGGCAACCACUCGGGCGUGGUCCUGAGUGUCAACUCACGGGAGAUGCACAGCUAUGUGGUGAGCUGA